Fomitiporia mediterranea MF3/22 is the source of this 705-nucleotide messenger RNA. RefSeq lists its product as uncharacterized. The record is from RefSeq and is a predicted model, not a curated record. The transcript is spliced from 3 exons. Lineage: Eukaryota; Fungi; Basidiomycota; Agaricomycetes; Hymenochaetales; Hymenochaetaceae. Bases 1 to 705 code for a protein of 234 amino acids.
AUGUUCUCGACCUUCCACAUCUGGCACCCUUCCGAACGGCGUGCGACGGUAUUCAAGGACAAAUUCAAAGCUUGUACCAAUUACGAGUCUACAACUGCGAAACGCAUGAAUACCAUGCCCGUUAGCGCGUGGGGGAAGAACAAGAUGGUAAUGCCGAGCGAGACUGUUUGGACGAUAGGCACGAUAGGCACGAUAGGCACUGAGCCAGGUGAUUUGGACGCUUCGCAAUUUGGUAGCGUAAGUGGGACGUCGAGCUUUUUGGACCGUGCGAAGACGGAGAAUAGGAAGCGGCUGCCGGUGAGGAGGCAGACGACUUCGCAGUCGCAGGCUUCGACAUGCGCUGAGGACUAUCCUACGCCUUUACCGUUCCUCAAGCAAUCAGUUGAUCCUUCAAUGCGGCAAUCACAAAUUAUUUCAUUCUCUAGCCGAACGAGAAUAGGAAUAGGGCUCGGUCCUGUACCGUAUUAUACAGAUACGGCAUUUUCGUAUACGGUGCCGUACUGUAUCCGUAUAAAAAUUUUGACUCAAAAAUACGCAACUACGCCGUAUCCGUAUAUGGCGUAUACGUUCCGUAUACGGCUGUACCGUAUCCGUAUAGGUUUUCGGGUUCAGAAAUACGGCACCGUAUUAUACGAGCCGUAUCCGUAUAAGGGUCGUAUAAUACGGCCCGUAUCCGUAUACGGUACGGUACCGAGCCCUAAAUAG